Messenger RNA from Cynara cardunculus var. scolymus (artichoke), 2396 nucleotides. RefSeq names its product BRCA1-associated RING domain protein 1. The record is from RefSeq and is a predicted model, not a curated record. Bases 120 to 2201 code for a protein of 693 amino acids. Gene Ontology annotation, molecular function: ubiquitin-protein transferase activity. Gene Ontology annotation, cellular component: BRCA1-BARD1 complex; BRCA1-A complex; plasma membrane. The transcript has 13 exons. Gene Ontology annotation, biological process: double-strand break repair via homologous recombination; positive regulation of transcription by RNA polymerase II; negative regulation of fatty acid biosynthetic process. Lineage: Eukaryota; Viridiplantae; Streptophyta; Magnoliopsida; Asterales; Asteraceae.
ACUCCUCCAUUUACAUAUAAUACCCUAGGUCUUACCUGCCCUAAUUUACCUUCUUCUCGUAUCACAAUCACACCACCCUUCACAUCUCCACCAGUUUACAGUGAAAGUUCUACUGGGAAAUGGAAGAAGCGCAGAGGUUGCUCAAUCCAGGGGUGCUUCAUCUUCAAAAACUCGGUCUUGAGCUCAAAUGUCCCCUCUGCCUUCAGUUGUUUAACCGACCGGUGUUGCUCCCUUGUACUCACAUUUUCUGCAGUUCAUGCAUGCCGAAAGCAGUUCAGAUUGGGUCGGAGUGUCCAGUUUGUAAGCAUCAAUAUUUUGGUCGAGAGGUAAAGCCUGCACUGUUCAUGGAGAAUAUUGUAGCCAUCUAUAGGAGUCUUGAUGCUACAUUUAAUGCAAAUCUUCUUCAUCCUGUGUGUUCUGAUGAUGGCCAUCCUGCUUCAUUUAAGAUGGAUGCUAACAAUAAUCCAAGAAAGGAGAAAGUUGAUAUAGCACAAGAUGGAAAUUCUAGCAAUAGGCAAUCUAUGAUUUUACAAACUGCUAUGCCUACUUUGUUAAAUGGUUCUGCUGAAGAGUUGGUUGCUAGGAAUUUUGAAAAAUGUAUUACUCCAGAAAGUAAUCAGAAACAAGGAUUUAAGAUGUGCAGUGGUGAUAAACCCAAUCUUUCCAAUACCACGGGUCAGGUGGUGGCUGAAAGGCACAUGGAGAUUGGCGUCUCUGGAGUUGGCUUCAUUCGGUUGGAGCAAUUGAGCCCUCCAUUAUCCAGUGAUAGCAAAAAUAUGGAUGGGAAUUGCAGUGAUCCAAGCAGCACUAAUAUGAAUGCAGGAAGAUAUUCACUAAAGAGACUAGUUGAGAAUGAUGCUUAUGGGACAAAUCUGGUGUCAAACAAUAGAUGCACCUCUGGAGCUAAGUGUACAAUUGAAGUCAAAAGACAAAAGAAAACAACUGACCGAUUGAAUGAUACAAGGUUGGACACAAAUGGUCCUCAGACCAAUGUUUUGGCUUCUGAAAAUGCAGCUACUGGGAAGUCAUCUGUUGAUUUGAAAAAAAGUCCUUGUGCCUUUUGCCAUUCUUCUAAGCAGACAGAGGGAAGUGGACCAUUGGUCUCCUUUUUCAAAGGGAAGAAAGCAGAGGGGAAUGCGGCCGACUCCCCCAAGGCUACACACGUUCAUGAAAAAUGUUAUACAUGGGCUCCUCAGAUUUUCUUUAAGGAUGGAAUCAUCCAGAACUUAGAAAAAGAAGUGGCAAGGGCUAACAAGCUAAAAUGUAGUAGCUGUGGUAAAAAGGGAGCUGGUCUUGGCUGCUAUAUGAAGUCAUGCCCAAGAACUUACCAUGUACCUUGUGCAUAUGAUGAUUUGGACUGCCGAUGGGAUUGUGAUAACUAUUUGUUGCUGUGUCCAAAGCAUGCAUCUCACAAUUUUCCAGAGGAACAGAAGUCAAAGGCUGGGAAGCAUGACACUGUAGAAAGAAUAACUACGCAUCUGAAUCCUUGCAAUUCACUGUUGAAGGGUGGAAAGAAUUUGGUGUUAUGUGGUUCAGCUCUUUCUUCAGAAGAAAAGUGUUCUCUGAUUGAGUUUGCAAGAAGUAGUGGGACAAUAGUGUCCAAAUACUGGAAACCUAAUGUCACCCAUGUCAUUGCUGCUGUAGACUCAAAUGGUGCAUGCACUAGGACAUUGAAAGUUCUCAUGGCCAUUUUGAAUGGGAAAUGGAUUGUUACUGUGGAAUGGGUAAAAGCUUGUGUGGAAGCUGGGUGUCUUGUGAAAGAAGAACCAUAUGAAGUGCAUCUAGAUACCCAUGGCUGUUCUGGUGGCCCCAAAGCUGGCAGGCUAAGAAUCCUAAAUAAUGGUCCAAAACUUUUCAACGACUUCCAUUUUUACUUCAUUGGGGAUUUUGUACAAGCUUUCAAGACCGAUCUCUUAAGCCUGAUUACAACUGCUGGAGGCACGAUCAUCAAGACCAAAGAUCAAUUACUAUCGUCAAGUAAUGACACAGAUGCUACUGUAAAGCGAUCGGCGUUGGUUGUUUACAAUGCUGAUCUUUCAGAUUGCUCUGAAUUUGAAGACGAAGAUAGCAUUAAGUUCCAAAGAUUAGCUGCGGCAGAGGAUGUAGCUCGAGAAUGUAAGUCCCAGAUUGUUGGACAUACUUGGAUAUUGGAAUCAGUUGCUGCAUGUAGUGUAGUUCCUAUCAUCCCAUCAAAGGUCUAACAAUGGUGGUUAAUACCUGUUUUUGGGGAUGCUGGUAUUUUGUCACCUUGGGCAUGCAUAGACCAUUGUUACAAGCCAUAUGGGUUUUGUAUUAUAUGUUUUGUGUUGCUUUUUAACCCUGUGAUUGGUUGAAUGAAAUUAAGCUAGAAAGAAAUAAAAGUAAUGAAAACAUGUUCUGUGUGUUGUGCUAGAAAG